UUUCGUCCUCCAUGGCUUUGAACGAACCUUCGAUUUCGAGCUUCCAACUCUGAAGAACCCCUCUCUCUCUCUCUCUCUCAGAUUCCCCCAAAAUUCAAACUCUCUCUCGAUUCCUCAAACUUUCACUCUCGAUUCUGCUUCGCAACACACCUCGAAUCUCAAUCAAUCAAUACAUUCCUAGUUCCUCACAAGGUGUAUUGUCCUGCCAUUCUCAUUCAAGACUUUCAAGUUUGGCUUUGAUGUGCUGUCGCACUGCACUUUUGUCAUGCACUACUGGGUUUUUAACACAGAGGGUGUGCAAAAACUGGUGCAAUGGCAGCAUCUGGUAAGUUUGAUAUGUCUUCUGGAAGCCCAGAUAGGCCCUUAUUCAUGCAGCGUGGAUCAUACACAGCUGCCUCAUUGGAUAGAUCGGGUAGCUUCCGUGAGAACAUGGAGAAUCCGAUCCUGUCAACUCUUCCAAGCAUGUCAAGAAUUAGUUCUGCUGUAACACAGGGAGAUGUGCUGAACUUCUUACAAUGCUUGCGGUUUGAUCUAAAAUCGAUGGCUACAGAGCACAAAUUUGGCCGGCAAGUGGAUUUUAAGCGACUAACAAGUGUUGCUCUUGGCCUUCCUAUGGAUGAUUCUCCAUCUGGUUCUUCCAAAGGCAAGUUGCCGCAUUCUCUCCCACUGGAUGAACUCAAACGACUCAAGGCUGGUCUUCGCGACAGUUCAAUGAAGGCCAGGGAGCGUUUGAAGAUUUUCAGUGAAUCCUUGUCCGUAAUGAACAAGUGUUUCCCUGGCAUUCCAUCGAGGAAGAGAUCCCGAUCUGAUGUCUCUUCUACUGAUAGAUCCAAUGCCUUAUACCCUAGUGAUCGGUCAGUUCUAGGGUCAGGCAUUGGUAAGAUGGGAACCCAAAGUCAUGCCACUGCUAGUGGUUUUGAACUUGAGCAGCAAAAGUCGGAAGAAAGGACCAAAAUUUCCAUUCCAAAUAAACGCACCCGAACUUCUAUGGUGGAUGGGAAGACUGAUGUACGCACAAAUACUCCUGCUAGGCCAUCCGGGAAUAUGGACAGGGAUAGGGAAGUAUUGAGACUUCCAAAUAGUAGUGCAACUCAGGGUGAAGAGCGAACUUUAUCAAUUGGUGUUGAUGGUUGGGAAAAGUCAAAGAUGAAGAAGAAGCGAUCUGGGAUAAAGCCAGAUGUUUCUCCAAACACAGUGGCAGCAAAACCUAUUGAUGGCUACAGGGAACCCAAACAAGGAACGCAGCCAAGACUUCUUACUGAGGCUCGAUCAAGGUUGAAUGACUCCCAUGGGUUCAGGCCGGGAAUUGCCAAUGGAGCUGUCGGAGUUGGAAAAGCAGAAAGCACCUCGCAACCUACUAGCUUGGGCAUGCGAUCAUCCAUACCUAAGGCUGACCAGGACAACAGUUCCCUGCCCCAUGAUAGAAGAGAUCGUCCUGCUGCUUCAGACAAGGAACGGGUGAAUCUCAGAGCUGUUAACAAGACAAAUGUCAGGGAAGAUUUCAGUUCAGCUAGCCCUACAUCAAACACAAAAAUGAAUUCAGCUGCUCGGGCUCCACGAUCUGGUUCAAAUGUUUUACACAAAUUGUCCCCCGUUGUUCAACGAACUACUGUUGCUAAUGAUUGGGAGCUUUCUCAUUGUACAAACAAGACUUCUGCUGCUGCUAGUGCUAACAAUCGCAAACGCACACCAUCAACGCGGUCUUCGUCACCACCUGUUGCACUAUGGACUGGCCCAAAGCCACCAAAGAUGUCCCGUACAGCUAGAAGAACAAAUUUUGUUCCUUUAGUUUCAAGUAAUGAUGAGAGCCCUGCUUUGGAUGCCAUGUCUGAUGUUGCUGGUAAUGAAAAUGGGUCAGGCUUAGCAAGACGCUUGUCCAGUAAUUCUCCACAGCAAGUUAAAUCCAAGGGUGACCAUUUUUCAACAGCUGCAUUAUCAGAAAGUGAGGAGUCAGGGGCUGCUGAAAUAAAAUCUAGGGAUAAAGGCAAGAAGACUGAUGAGAUGGAUGAGAAAGCCAGUCAAAAUGUUCAGAAGGUUUCAACUCUGGUGCAGCCACCAAGAAAGAAUAAGAUGGUUAGUGGGGAUGACCUUGGAGACGGUGUACGUAGGCAAGGGAGGACUGGGCGAGGUUUUACUUCCACCAGAUCUCUUAUGCCAAUGACAGUUGAAAAGCUUGGUAAUGUGGGAACAGCAAAACAACUCAGAAGUUCCAGAAAUAGUUUUGACAAGACCGAAAGCAAAGCAGGUCGCCCACCAACUCGGAAACUUUCUGACCGUAAGGCUUAUACACGUCAGAAGCACACCACAAUCAGCUCACCUGCAGAUUUUCUUGUUGGUUCAGAUGAUGGGCAUGAAGAGCUAUUGGCUGCCGCAGCUGCUGUCAUUAAUAAUCAUGCUCAUUGUUUUUCCAACCAAUUCUGGAGGCAGAUGGAGCCAUACUUCAGUUUUAUGUCAGAUGUAGAAAUAACCUAUUUAAAGCAAAAGGGAAAUCUUGGGUCCACUGCACCAACACCAACACCAACACCAGUACCUCUAGAUGUUGAUAGUUUCAGUAUGGUCCCUAAUGGAUUUGGGUUGAUUGAACCUGACAGAGAUACAAAUGAACCAACAAAUAUUGAACUUAUCCCUGACCAUGUAGUACCCGCAACAAGUAAAGAGAUUCCCCUUUGCCAAAGACUUGUGGCAGCUCUGAUUUCAGAAGAAGGAAAUGAAGAGCUUUUCUACAGCGGAAGUGAAGACCUCGAUUUUGAUGUUUAUGGAUCUGGAUUUGAGCUGGACACAUUAGAAUCCAAUACUUUGAAUCACCGGCUGUUAGGGAACUUUCAGCUUGCCGGACGUGCUGGUUUUAAUGGUUAUAGAGUAACUGCCGAUGAGAGACCCUUUAAUGAACUGGAGCACAGUGUGCUAGAUACUGACAUAAUGGCCAUACCAGAAAAUGGGAUAGUUUCAAACUUCGAGUACUCACAAAAUGGUUUACUUUCUGAUCAAGCAAUGGCACCUGACAUAGCAUGUUCUGAGUUUCAGUAUGGUAACAUGUCCCUAGAUGAAAGAGUUCUCCUGGAGAUGCAAAGUGUUGGACUUUAUCUAGAGCCAGUGCCUGAUUUAACCCAGACAGGAGAUGAAGAAAUCAGCGAAGAUAUCAGUAGACUGGAGGACAACUACCGUGAGCAGGUUACUAAGAAGAAAGCCUUGCUUGGAAAACUGUUAAACUCAGCUUUGGAGAUGAGGGAGCUUCAAGAAAAGGAGUUUGAACAUCGUGCUCUUGAUAAGCUGGUAGCUAUGGCUUAUGACAAGUAUAUGCAGACUUGCCGGGGUCCUAAUGCCUCUGGAGGAAAGGGUGGCAACAGCAAGAUGGCCAAGCAAGCUGCUUUAGCUUUUGUCAAACGGACAUUAGAACGAUGCCAACAAUUUGAAGAUACAGGCAAGAGCUGUUUCUGCGAGCCCCUAUUCAGGGAUAUGUUCCUUUCUGGUAUUUCUCACCUCAAUGAUGCACCACCAGUGGUUGCUACUGCUGAUGGUGAAUCUGGCAAACAGUUCGCCAACACGUCCGGUUGUUCUUUGGAAAUCAGAGUUCCAGCUCCAAUGGGCACUCAGCAAAGCCCUUCUUUCAACAACCAUGACAUUUAUUCUUCUAAUGCACUCCUUUCUGUAAAUCAUUCGUCUGAACAAACUAUUGGUAAGGAAGACUCAUGGUCAAAUAAGGUGAAGAAAAGGGAGUUGUUGCUUGAUGAUGUUGGUGGUACAAUUGGUUCUUCAACUGCUCCUUCUGGAAUUGGAAGUUCUCUUUCAAGCAGUGCCAAAGGAAAGAGAAGCGAGAGGGAUAGAGAAGGAAAGGGGAACAACAGAGAGGUGUCAUCUAGAAAUGGAACGACUAAAAUUGGUCGGCCCACAUCAGGCAAUGUUAAGGGGGAAAGAAAGUCUAAAACAAAGCCUAAGCAGAAAACUACUCAAUUAUCUGCUUCUGUCAAUGGCCUACUUGGCAAGUUACCAGAGCAACCUAAAGCAACAUUGUCUUCAGGUCCAAAGUCGAAUGAGAUGACCACAAGUGGCAGUGUUAAGGAAAAGGAUGAGUUCGGCCUGGAUGGAUUGGAUGAUCAUGAGCCCAUCGACUUGUCCCACCUUCAACUCCCUGGAAUGGAUGUUUUAGGUGUUCCUGAUGAUCUUGGUGGUCAAGGGACGGACAUAGGUUCAUGGUUGAACAUUGAUGAUGAUGGAUUACAAGAUCACGAUGACUUUGAUGGCCUUGAAAUUCCAAUGGAUGACCUAGCAGAUUUGAAUAUGAUUGUCUGAAGUUGCUUUUUCUUUGUAUAUUCCUGUUCAUUAUACCUAUUUACAGAAGAAACAAAAUCAACGUCCUCAAGAAAUGACCAACUAGAUUGGUCAUUAACUGUCGUGUCCUACAAUUAGACUGUAGAUUAUUCCCGAGACUCCUGCACAAGUUGUUUUCCGAGUGAACCCGUCGGAUGUUUUGGAUUUUGCUCCUCUUUAAGUUGGUGACUUUGACUGUAAUGAUCUUUUUGUCCAAUGUACAAGCCAGUAUGUCUUAGUCAUUAUAUCUUAGCGAAAACUGUAUUCUGGUUGUAGCAUUUACAAAUCAGAGAACAAUGCCUUUUGUACAUACAUUUUAUGUUUCCAAUAAAGUCAGCUUUUCUUUCA
Messenger RNA from Camellia sinensis, 4656 nucleotides. RefSeq names its product serine/arginine repetitive matrix protein. Lineage: Eukaryota; Viridiplantae; Streptophyta; Magnoliopsida; Ericales; Theaceae. The record is from RefSeq and is a predicted model, not a curated record.